GAUCAGGGAACGUUAUCCCCAGCUGCCCAGCACCACAAUCGGGUCCCCUUCCCCUCCGUCCAGCUCGCCGUCUGAGGGAAGCAGGGCGCAGCAGUCACCAGUGACCAGUCAUGGCUCGCUGCGUUGCCGGCAGCUGCCCUCCCGUCACCUUCGCGUGUUGCCCCCGCCGGACUGGACGAAGUGCUGUUGUUCAGUGUGGCACUGCAUCGAGCACACCAGCAAUAUCUGGAACUGGACCUUCAUCAUCUGGAUCCUCGGGGCUUGUUCAAGAUUGUACUGCCCCUCUGGUCUGUGCACUGCAAUUAACUGCCAGACAAGAUGUUUCCUGCUUUCACUUCCCAGGACACAACAGAGGAAAAGCUGCUCCAUCUUCCUUGUCGAAACUCAUUGGCUCAGGGGCAUUUCUGCAUGACUUGCCCGAGCUACCCGAGCUCGAUGAUCUCUUCUCCCCAAAAGGUGUGAUUCUAGAUGCCCAGAGGCGAGCAGCUCAACUGUUUGGGUCAUCUAAAACUUGGUUCCUUGUCAACGGAACGACCUGUGGAAUCCAGGCCUCAGUGAUGGCUACCUGUUCUCCUGGCGACUACCUCAUUGUGCCACGGAACUGCCACCUUUCAGUGAUCUCUGCGCUGGUCUUGUCUGGUGUGGUGCCUAAAUACAUAAUACCAGAAUAUAAUUCUGGGUGGGACAUUGCUGGUGGUAUCACCCCGCUGCAGCUGGAUGAAGCAGUAAAAGAGCUGGAGGAGGAUGGGAAGAGGGUAGGCGCUGUUCUUGUUACUUCACCCACCUACCAUGGUGUAUGCAGCAAUGUGCAAGGUAUUGUCAGUGUUUGUCAUCCACGAGGCAUUCCGGUUAUAGUUGAUGAAGCGCAUGGUGCACAUUUCAGGUUCCAUGACAGUUUGCCAAGCACUGCAAUUGAGCAAGGUGCUGACCUAGCUGUGCAAUCCACACACAAGGUCCUGUGCUCCCUUACACAGUCUUCAAUGCUUCACAUGUCUGGAGAUCUUGUCGAUGUAGAUAAAGUAAGCCAGUGCCUUCAGCUCCUCCAGAGCUCGAGCCCGAGUUACCUUCUACUGUCAUCUUUAGAUGCCGCGAGAGAUCAGCUGAGCCAGAACACAAAUAUAUUUGAUGAGCCAUUAGCUAUAGCAUCGGAAACAAAAGACCUGCUGGCGAGAAUCCCUGGGAUAUCUGUUCUAGACUUACCAUGCUUUGCUUCUGAUUUCCCUGCCAUUGAUCCGUUGCGCAUCACACUCAGUGCCUCAGAUCUGCAAUUAUCGGGAUACGAAGCCGAUGACAUUUUAUAUGAAGGCCAUCAAAUCGUAUCUGAGCUUGUUGGCACAAGGGCCGUGACAUUUGCAGUCAACUUAGGAACCAGAGUGCAGGACGCUGAGAAGCUUGUGCAGUCUGCAAAGCAUCUAUCAGAAAAACAUUUCUUUGCAAAUAGCCUGAAACCCGUGAAGGAGAAUCGUGUGCAUGGCCCAUUAGAGAAUAUCUCUGUGCAUCUGAGUCCAAGAGAGGCCUUCUUUACAGAGAAGAGGAGAGUGAAAAUCGAGGACAGCCUUGGUGAAAUCUGUGGUGAGCUAAUAUGCCCGUAUCCACCUGGUAUCCCAGUUCUGAUUCCAGGCGAGGUAGUAACCCAUGAUUCACUGUCCUACUUGAUGAGCGUUAGACACCAAGGCAUCACGAUCAGUGGAGCGGCUGAUGCUGAGCUAAAUUCCAUUCUGGUGUGCGACUUAUGAUGAUUGCCCUAUUGUUUGUCACAAGACUGUGUUGUCGCAGAGAUACCGUGGGUGGGAGAGAUCAAGUAUGGUUUAUGCCAAGUCAAGAGCACAAUGUAUUGUCCGCUUGAUGGAUGUAAACCAACGGCUGGCGGUUUGUAGCCACCGGCCACUUGGCCAAAUAAUUUAGUCUGUGUUGUGUUGUGUCUCGGUCUCGUGAGCCGAAAGAGUUGCCAAGCUGCGACAUAUGAUGCCAAAGCAUGAAUAAGGGUCUAUAGCAUGUGAUCUCCUGUGUUGUUGUUUGAAGUAUGAGUUGCUAGGGAGGGAGGGCUACCUUUCUAUCUGAAGUGCCGUGCAAUGUUUCCUCUUUGCUUCUCUUCUGAACUGGGAGGUCCGGUCUGAACUGGCAGUAAAGCUGAAGCAUCAUAUGCAGGUCUGCACACCUCCACGGUUGUGCUACCUCCGGCUGCAUGUUUUGCAGGGCUUCUGAAACAAAUUGUGCGGGUUUGGUAAAGGGAGCCAAGGACAAGCAUUUGAGGGUUAAGGGGCAUGUCAGGAUCCCUACUAAGGUUCUCCACAUCACCACUCGUGUGUCCCCUUGCGGUGAAAGUAUCAAGCUGUUUUCUAGCCUCUGCUGUUGAAACUGUCUCCUGGUUGGCUUUGUUUAAUUUUACUGAUUGAAUUUUUAGUGCUUUCAUUAAAAGGAAUACAUAAUAAAUUGAUCUGUUCACUA
This is a messenger RNA of Zea mays, 2448 nucleotides long. Its product is annotated as Arginine decarboxylase. The record is from RefSeq and is a predicted model, not a curated record. The coding region runs from base 111 to 1736 and encodes 541 amino acids. Lineage: Eukaryota; Viridiplantae; Streptophyta; Magnoliopsida; Poales; Poaceae. The transcript is spliced from 4 exons. Gene Ontology annotation, molecular function: catalytic activity.